Daphnia magna is the source of this 931-nucleotide messenger RNA. RefSeq lists its product as uncharacterized. The record is from RefSeq and is a predicted model, not a curated record. Lineage: Eukaryota; Metazoa; Arthropoda; Branchiopoda; Diplostraca; Daphniidae. The transcript is spliced from 2 exons. The coding region runs from base 141 to 830 and encodes 229 amino acids.
AUAAUUUGUGGGCGUUUCUGUAUUAGGUAUUCCCGCCGUCUAACUAUAUAUAAACUGCAUGUUGCAUUCUCAGAAUUCACACUUCGUCAACUCAUCUUCAGUUGAUUACUCCUGUUUGAAGUUAGUCUCUCAUCACUACGAUGGCCAACCGACUGAUUUUCAUUAUUGCUGCUCUUGCUGUUCUAUCCGUUUGUUGUAACGCUGUCCAUUUAACACACGAACAGCACAAGGAACAUGUCAGAGAACAUGUCAAGGAAGCCAUGGAACGCCACUGGAAUGGUACUGUUACAAAAUGGGUAGCAGUCGGUUCUAAACUGGCGGACAAAGUGGAGGACGUCCUGAACAAAACGGCUGUCAAGAUGAUGGACACUGCCCAGAAGAUUGGUGGCAUCAAGGAAGGUUUAGUAGCGAAGUUGGCUGUGGCACUAGCUCAGGGUUCCAGCAAGUGGACUGAAUUGAGAAACAAAUCUUCUGAAAAAAUGGCUCGCACUCAAAACAAAAUCGAUGCUGCUAAACAGAAGAUUCACGACAAACUGGCAGCUGGAGCUGAGAAAUUGGUUGAAAAAGGCAACAAGUUGGUCAAUUUCACUGUAGGUGUCGUCGGUAAAGUCGUUGGUAAACUCGUCGACAAAUUCCAGCAAACCAGGACAAAGAUCCAGGAACACAAAGCCGAACAUAAUGCUAAGAUUAGUGUAGUUCCAUUGAAUUCAAAGCUGUCCACAUUAUCUGCUCGAAUCGUCACUUCUGCCCAGUCAGUUACUCCAGUUGCUGAGGUUAAAGAAGAAACAACAACCAAGUCUUCGUCACCCCAGCCGACAUACUCGUAUUAAAAUUGACGUUUUUAACAUUUUGUACAUGAUUUUGUUCAUAACCCAGUUUGACUGUAACGCACUUUUUACGAAUGUGAAUAUUACAUUGACUAUAAUUUUAA